Electrophorus electricus (electric eel) is the source of this 1527-nucleotide messenger RNA. RefSeq lists its product as uncharacterized. The record is from RefSeq and is a predicted model, not a curated record. Lineage: Eukaryota; Metazoa; Chordata; Actinopteri; Gymnotiformes; Gymnotidae.
GGUGUCGCGGACUUUACGCGGAGCGGAGAGGUGGAGAGCCAAGGACGGAAGGGCGGGGAGGGGGAGGGAGAGGCGGAGCAGGGAUCCAGCUGGAAAAUACUGCACUGGAGAUGUUGGCCUGGAUGGCUUCGCUGCCUGGCCCCGUUAGCCGCAGCGUGGUCGGUGGUCCAGCUGGAAGCGCCCCUCCACCCGUCGGUGGGCCUGAUGGAGGCCACGUGGAGGCUGUGCCUGGCUGGCGUGCUGUGGACAGGCCUCGGUCUGGUCGCCGCUCUCGCUUGCCUGCUUCUGCGGCACGCGGCGAGACCGCAGCGGGAGAUGGUCUCCCAGAACGUAGAAGAGAGCAUGAGAAAGACAGGCCAAUCCCAGCAGGAGUGUCUCAUCAGUGAGCACAAGGCAGGUCGACUCGUAGCUGUGGCCAGUGCUCUGCUGGACGGCCUGGUGGUCUCCGUGCUCCAGGAACCCCUGUCAGAGCCCAGUCUUUCCCAGCUACGUGGCCUCCUUGUCAGGCUGGAAGCAGUGUCCCAGGCAGUCAGCGAAGGGGGCCUUCCUGACUGGCCACCACUGAAGGUCAGUGAAAAGGAGCAAGAGGAGGAGGCCAGAAUGAGUGAAGAAGAGUCCUUACUGGUUGCCAGAGCCAGACACAUCUGCACUUACUUGCAGGACAGGGUGAGGGCUUUGAGCUCUUUCCUGCAGGUACAGGCUAAGUACUGUGCGUGUGUGGCUGAUAUCCAACAGGGGCUGCAAGAACACUGGGAGCAGCUGGAGACUCUCCACUCCAAAGUGACCCUGCAGCCCCAAGCAGCUGGCGACCCUAGCGACCCUGGCGACCCUCGCACGGUGCUCACGUGCACACAGAGCCUUUACACACAACUAGGUGUUUUCAGGAGUAGGGUUCAUGAGUCCGAGUCCCACUUGAACACCAUCACAAACCUGUUACAGGAGCUGAAGGAGGAGCAGGAGCGUCUGGCUGGGUCUGUGGGUCUCACACUGGGCCCUGUAUGGAUCAAAGACUUCCUGCAGUGCAACACUGAACAGUUUGAAAAGGUCUACAAGGAUUUCACAUGCCUGGAGCAGCAGAUGCAGACCUUUGUUUUGCACCUGAGAGGUCUGCAAGCAUCAGCACAGGAGCGAGACAUGUCCACGGAUGCAAGGCAUCUGAACGUGGCCCCUCCCACUGCUCUCUGCUCCGCGCCCACGUAUAGGGCCGCCGGACCCGGCCCUUUCACGGAUCCGGAACCGUUGCCCAGAGCCCGCUCUGCAGUCUCAGCUAUGGACUGCCUGUGUGGGUUCAGACGUCGGAGGUGAACUUUGAACUAUGACCUCGGCCUGACUGUGAAGAUGUUCUGAAUGGAGACAGAAUGCGCAUGUGUGGGCUGAGUGUGGAGUUCAGUGUGUUGUGCUAAAAGAUUUUAGCAAAAUUUAGCAAAACAAGAUGUAACUUUUUAUUUAAAAUUUUUUUUUUUUUUGACUAUUUAUAGUUGUGUAUUUAUAUUCUGUAUCAUUGUUGCACUAUUAAAAACACCACUA